This is a messenger RNA of Didymodactylos carnosus, 954 nucleotides long. The record is from the annotation of a GenBank genome assembly. Lineage: Eukaryota; Metazoa; Rotifera; Eurotatoria; Philodinida; Philodinidae.
AUGUAUUGGGUGGAAAACGGUCAACUAGCGUGUUCUCACUGUGAGAACGAACAUAUAUUAAUUAAUUUAACAACAACCUCGAACAGUAAUCAAAAUCCAACAGCAUUUAAUCGUUCAUUAUCCUCGAAGUACACAUCACUUGCAGUGAGAGAACGUGAGAAGAACGAUGAAAUUGACGCUGAGACAAGAUACAAACAGAUUGUGCAACAAUGUCGACAGGGCAAAUUUCAUUUUGUUGACGAUUCAUUCGCACCCAUACCAUGUUCAAUUGGCAGUGAACGUUUGAAUCAACGAGUUUCACAGUGGUUGAGAAUACGUCAGAUUCGGGCGAUUUCAAAUGAAGACUCACGUUUACAGUGGUCUGUUAUGAACGAUCCUAAACCGUCUGACAUUCACCAGGGACAGAUAGAAUUAACCGGAGGUUCCACAGCUGAAGGAUUGCAGUUGUUAACUGGUGCGCCAUGCAAUGAAAUUCAUUUAAAUCGAACUGAUGACAAACACGCUGGCGAUAAUGAUCACACGGACGUUGAUUUAAUUUGGGUGAAACUGUUUAGUUCCUGCGAAGCUGGUCUCAUUCAUCAUCAAUCAACAUAUAUGAGACAUACACACACACAGUUAUUUCUUCUGUGCGAUAUUAAUCAGCAGACGGGAGAAAUUGGAGGACAGAUUGCCGUCAUUCGAAGUCGACAUGGAGAAUUCGUCUGUUGGGAUGAUUCGUUGAGACAGGGAUUUUAUCUGUUGAUACCGUUUUCAACAAGUUUCUGGCAAGUUGAUAAUGAUCAGAAUAAACAGUCGCAAUCACUGAACUAUACACUGGUUAUUCAUUCAUCAAAUCAACUUGAGUUAACCGUUGUUGAAGAACCUGUGACUGUCCUGUCACAUGCACUGAUACAAGUUAUGUUGAAGAAUUCAAAUUGUGCUGCACGGGUGAGCGUGAAUGACGAAGCUUUUUAA